Molecule: messenger RNA, 1124 nt
Organism: Ilyonectria robusta
Lineage: Eukaryota; Fungi; Ascomycota; Sordariomycetes; Hypocreales; Nectriaceae
Exons: 1
Coding region: 211-738 (175 amino acids)
Source: RefSeq, a predicted model, not a curated record
UGAUGUUCGUACAAGUCCAUCUCACUUCACCGUUGGUCGUUAUUGUUGUCAUAGUCAUGUUAGUCAUAUUACGUAGUUGGCCAAAAGUCCCAAUACACUAGCAACAAGCGAUGGAUUCGCAUCCAGCCCCCGACAGAUCCGAUUCAGAAUCCUUCCGAUACAAACCCUCCACCCCCGGAGCUGGCUAGGACGAGAAGGGCCGUAGCAGCAAUGCCAAUUGUCCGGCGUCUUGUGUCCCUGAUCGCCGCCUACCCUAGGGCCCGAGGGUCCCCUCGCCAUGGUCAAUCCUCGCUCCUUAGCCUCACCGUCCACAGCCCACGGCCAACCAUCGGAAUCCCUGACACCGAGUCUGUGUGCAGGCCCAUAAUCAGCAGGCUGGAUCCAGCACAACUACUACGUCGCACGUAUGAAGGACCCAGGCACAGUCAUUACGGGACGCAGUGUAGCAUUAAGCAUAGUAACCUGGGGUCCGAGUCGAGCUCGACCGGGGUCUCCCGCGACGACUGCGCCUCGGUGCUCUACCCGUACCUGACUGCAACACGGCCUGCGCCUCCGGGCUGCCAAUGCAAGCUGCUGCGGCUGGAGAGAGAGCACUGGCCGCGUACUGGGCCUUGCCUUGGCGAUGAUGAGAUGCCAGAUGCCUCGAACAGCCUUGCAUUGGCAUUGCCGCCGUGCUGCCGCCAUGCGUCGAUCUACAUAGUUCGCUGGCUCUAUUUCUGUACGUGCCUGUGCCCGUGACUGGCUCUGUACCGCCAAAGAGGCCGCCACCCGCGCGUGUAAGCAACGCCUACAGUAGUGAGGAUGCUCAGUGCAGCAUCUUGUCGGCAAAGCUGCACCGUCGAAUCCUUGUCAAUCCUCAUACUACGUAGGGACUCCCUCCCUCCUUGGCCGCAUCCUUCGAAGAAUGUUCCCCGUUGGCGUCUCGAUGACUCGCUGACUGGCUCACUGGCAAACGAUUCCCCAGUCCAUCAGCCCACCACACCCCGCUUCGGCGGCAGUCACAACCACUAACACGUCUAACCUUGGUCCCCUCUUCACCAACUUGACGCUCCUGUGGCGCCGUCCGUUCCUGGGACCAUCUCUGUGGGUGGCGCCGACCUUUCCAUGGUGAAGCCGCCCCAUGC